Mytilus trossulus (common blue mussel) is the source of this 1517-nucleotide messenger RNA. RefSeq names its product small integral membrane protein 29-like. The transcript is spliced from 5 exons. The record is from RefSeq and is a predicted model, not a curated record. The coding region runs from base 218 to 589 and encodes 123 amino acids. NCBI's taxonomy places the organism in Eukaryota, Metazoa, Mollusca, Bivalvia, Mytilida, Mytilidae.
CUUCCGGUAAAUUUAGAAAAGUCAAUUUUGCAUUUUUAAAAGUCAACAAUGUAAGAAAUCGCCAUAUCUACAGUAGAGUGUUCUUACUUGGUAAAUGAAAAGGGAAAAUUAACUUUCUGCAUGGUUGAUAUACAUGUAUAUAAUAAUUAUUUAAAAAGGAUGAGAAUUUAGAAAUUAUAACUGACCAGAUUAAGUUGGUCAGUAAAUUACGUUGAAGAUGAGUAGUACUAGUUCUAACAAUGUGCCAUAUCAUAUAGUGACGGAAAAUGUAACCGAACACACCACAGUAUUGACAGAGCCUCAUUCCACAUCAUCUAGUCAUGUCUUAGCUUACGUUCUAGUUCCUGUGGGAUCUGUGAUCCUUGUUGCACUGUUAGCUCUCAUUGCAGUUAUAAUUUUCAGGAAAAACAGAAUGGACAAGUUGAGACACCAUUUAAUGCCUAUGUAUAGUUUUGACCCUAAUGAAGAUGCUGACUGGGAAUCAGAAUUGUUAGAAGAUCAGGAUAAUGAACAGCGUUUAGCACUAAGGAUAGAGACUCCAAGUCCAGAUGGUGCCCCAAUUUAUAAGUUUGGGACCAAAAGAAAAUAAUCAAUCAUCAGUGGCGCUAAGUUUGUAAAAGGUCAAAUCAAUUCCUAGUUAACUGAAGACAUUUUUAUAUUUAUUCAGAAGAAAGGAUAAUUUCUGCCAUUGUAUAAUAAUCACAAGUAUUUAAUUGUUAAAGUUUUAUUUGUUACUGUUAAGUUUCUUAAAAGAGUCACUAGUUAUUUUUUAAGUGUUUCUACAUGGUUUGUUUAUUAAUUUUACAGUAUUUUAAUGAUAUAAUAUAUCGAUGAUAUCAUUUGUUUGAAUCUCAUUUUAUUUUGCUUUUUUAUAACCAUAUUUUAUUUUAUUUUCAAUGUUUUGCCAAUUUGAUAUUUAUAUAAAAGGAUAAAAAUAUAUUUUUAAUAAUUUUACAUAAUAUGUUCUUUUUCUGAAUUUGUUUUAAGAUAAAAAAAAAAUUGUCAUUUUCCGACUACCAAACAUCUCACUAUUUAAAUAUCAGAGAAAUCUAUCGGGCAUUUAAAGUAUUUUUUUUUACAAAUUCUGAUUUAUAUGAUGUCUUACACAAACUAAUUGAUAUAGUAAGGCAAAUGUGACAUUUUUCUCUAGGUAUCUCAUAUUUAUUGGAAAAAGAAUGCUAUUAUUACUUAGAUGACAAAAAAUAGCAAAAACUAAUCCAGGUAUCAAAUUCUUUAUCAUUUUGUAUAUUUUAAAUAUUAAGAUAGCUCUAGUAAGUUUAUAUGCAGGAUCAACUAAUGAGUGGUGUGGGUUAUUGUUUUAUACGAUAUUUUUUCAGUGCUUUUUACUUUAGAAAACUGUCAAAUAUUUUCUAAAAGUACAAACUUGUUCCAUUUACCUUAUUCUAUGUCAUCAUAAUAUGCUUGAAACACAUGCCACUGGGCAUUAUGAUAUCAGCAAUCAUCAUAUUUUUGUGUUAUAUUCUUACUGUAUGGGAUUUUUAACUAUAUAAAAUUGA